Molecule: messenger RNA, 975 nt
Organism: Rotaria sp. Silwood2
Lineage: Eukaryota; Metazoa; Rotifera; Eurotatoria; Philodinida; Philodinidae
Source: the annotation of a GenBank genome assembly
AUGUCAUCAUCGGUGCUUAUCUUUGGUGCCAGUGGUUAUAUUGGCCUUGGUGUAGCCUUGGGCAUGCGCCGUGCUGGCUAUCGAGUCUAUGGGAUGAUUCGCAAUGCGAAACAUAGUGCUAUGCUGGUUCAAAAUGAGAUCGAACCUAUUGUAGCCUCGUCAUUCGACGAUGUUCAACAAUUUGCCAAUGUUCUUGCCUCAUGUUCGAUUAUCAUUGAUGCUGUCGGAUUCAAUCAAAAACUAUCACCUAUACUUUUGACAGCGGCUCUUCGCGCUGGACAAGAUCGAACUCAAAAUGGAAAACUAGCACACUAUGCUCCACUUUUCAUCUUUACUUCAGGCAUAAUGACUUAUGGUGACACAUCUCAAACGGGUCGUCGUCCGGUCGAUGAAACAAUCAAGCCACGACCUCAAUCGGUAAAAAAUCGCUCGAGUACCUCGUCAGCCGAUGUGACGAGCAUGAAGGAACGAGAAGACUACGAAAAUCAAGUCUUAGUAAGUUGUUGUGCCUCACUCAAAACUACAGUCAUACGGCCUGGCUUCGUUUAUGGUGGCCAAGGUGGUUUUGUAGCCGAUCUAUUCUAUUCCGAGCCUCUAGUUAUUCAAGGACGAAGAGAUAUGCGUUGGAGCUGGGUUCAUCUUGAUGAUCUGGCUGAAGGCUAUGUAGCCGUAGCACGAGCUCCACCUAGUGUUGUUAAUGGACAGCUUUACAAUCUUGCUGCUCCGAACGACAAUCCAACCUAUGAAGAAUUGCGAACAGCAAUGGCUAAAGCUCAGGGUCGAAAAGAGAAAAUAGAGUACAAGGAAGCUGAUGCUAAUGUACCAUCACGAUGGGAUACGGAUUCAAUUAUCAAUCCAGCCAAGGCUAUGAAUGAAUUAGGCUGGCGACCAAGACAUAUAGGCUUUGUUGAGGAAAUCGAUACAUAUUACAAGGCUUGGGCCGCUUACAAAGCUGCUCAAGAGACAUCCAAAUAG